AUGUCGAUCCCGGGCGCAUUCGCACACUCGCCAGGAGACUCGGCAGACGACUCGGACGCCAGCUUCAACUCGGGCGACCUCGCUCACCUCGAGGGCAUCGCCCAGAUGGAUUCGGACUCGGACGACAACCUCGACCCCGACUUUGAGCCCGCCCUCGACGACGACGACGCCGACUUCUUCAUCGACGACGACGACGACACCGAACAAGACGACGGCGACGCCUCACCCCGGCGCGAUCCCGACCUCGACCUCGACGACGACGACGACGACGACGAGCCGCAAGCAGCAGCAGCAGCAGACGACGAGGACCGCCGACCGCAGCUCCGCAUAGGCCUCAACCCGAUCACCCGAAGCGUCAUGCUCAUCGGCGACGACGGCACGCCUCGACCGCUGCGCGCGACCGACCUCAUCGGCACCGGCGUGUCGCUCGGCGCCAUCCGCAACAUGCUCCUGCGCUCGCUCGGCCGAGGCGGCCCUGCGCUCGAUGCCGACGAGGACGACGAGGACGACGACUACGCCGUCAUGGGCCACGACGACGAGGACGACGACCACCGCUCGCCACGCACCAAGCAGUACUACCCGAUCAUCGACGACCCGCAAGAGAACGGCAUGCGGCUCGAGCGAGGCGGCGCCUUUGGUCCUCCGCCGACCAAGUACGACACGACCAAGCGCCGUCACUGGGUCCAGUCGCACUCGAUGGCCGACCACCUGCGCGCGCGCGAGCUCGACUUUCGACGACCGCUCAAGGACUCGCUCGGCGACCUCGCCAUCCCCAACUCGGCCGGCGUCGAGGUGGCCCAGUUCACCGACCCGGUCUACAGCGGCCAGUACAGCGCCGACGGCCGCUUCUUUUACGCGGCGUGCAAGGACUACCGCGUGUACGUGUACGACACGUCGACGCCGCCUCGAGUCGGCGACAAGUCGGUCACGGACCAGGCCGAGCCCGGCGCGAGGUCGCUCGGUCGCUUCUGGUCGCACCGCACGUCGCUCAAGGUCCAGAAGAUCGCCCAAGGGUCGGCCGCCAACUGCAGCUGGACCUUGACCGACGCCGAGCUGAGCGACGACUCACAGUGGCUCAUCUACUCGAGCAUCACGCCGCGCGUCCACAUGGUGCGCACCGGGUACGGCGGCGAGUGGGACGGCGACCAGGAGCAGCACACGCUCGACUUUGCGGCAGGCGCGCACUACGGCUUUGGCAUCUGGUCGGUCCGCUUCUCGCACGAUGCGCGCGAGGUCGUCGCCGGCGCGCGGUCGGGCCUCGUCCUCGUGUACGACGUCGAGGCGCAGCGCACGACGCUCCGGGUUCGGGCGCACCAGGACGACACGAACGCGGUCGCGUUCGCGAGCGCGAGCGACUCGAACCUGCUCGUGAGCGGGAGCGACGACUGCUUCGUCAAGGUGUGGGACCGCCGCAGCCUCGACGGCGAGCGGCCGAGCGGCAUCUGCGUCGGGCACACCGAGGGCGUCACGUUCGUCGCGCCCAAGGGCGACGGCCGGUACAUCCUGUCGAACGGCAAGGACCAGGGGAUGAAGCUGUGGGACCUGCGCAUGAUGAUGGGCGAGUUCGACUUUGACCGCCUGCGCCUCGACCGCAAGAGCUUCUCGAUCCACGACUACGACUAUCGGUACGGCCAGUACGCCAAGCCGCGCUACAUCAAGCACCCUCACGACGUCUCGGUCAUGACGUACCGCGGCCACGCCGUCCUGCGCACCCUGAUCCGGUGCCACUUUUCGCCCGUCGCGACGACGGGCCAGCGCUACGUCUACACGGGCUCGAGCGACGGCCGGAUCCACAUCUACUCGCUCGACGGCCGCGUCGUCCAGGUGCUCGACCGCGCCCACUCGCACCCGCUCAUCGACCGCUCGAGCGGGUCGUACAACGACCCGGCCGACCUGCAACUGCGCUCGCGCCCGCGCAAGGGCCGCACGGGCUACUCGCCGCCCGUCGUGCGCGACGUGAGUUGGGCGCCGUACGCGCCGCAGCUCAUGAGCACGGCGUGGGAGGACCGCGGCGCCGUCGAGGGCAGCAUCGCGCUGCACGAGUGGGCGGGCAGGCCGGGCGAGGCGCUCGAGGACCGCGUCGAGCGCGCCGGGCUCGAGGCGAGGGGCUGAGCCGGACGUCGUCGACUCGCAUUCGUCGACGCUGCUUCGUUGGCGCGUCGACGUGGAGGUCGUCGUCCUCUUCGCUCGAGCGGGUCGAGCGGCCGCACCUCUCCUUCCUCUCCUCCUCUCCUCUCCUCCUCUCCUCGCCCUCUUCCUCUUCCUGUGUACUACCCCUUUCGCUCGUUGUUGCUUGACAAUCCCACGCCGCCUUUCGC
Molecule: messenger RNA, 2318 nt
Organism: Rhodotorula graminis WP1
Lineage: Eukaryota; Fungi; Basidiomycota; Microbotryomycetes; Sporidiobolales; Sporidiobolaceae
Exons: 5
Coding region: 1-2112 (703 amino acids)
Biological process (GO): proteasome-mediated ubiquitin-dependent protein catabolic process
Cellular component (GO): Cul4-RING E3 ubiquitin ligase complex
Molecular function (GO): protein binding
Source: RefSeq, a predicted model, not a curated record